Gasterosteus aculeatus aculeatus (three-spined stickleback) is the source of this 5530-nucleotide messenger RNA. It is a transcript of the gene ppip5k1a, whose product is annotated as diphosphoinositol pentakisphosphate kinase 1a. Gene Ontology annotation, cellular component: cytosol. Lineage: Eukaryota; Metazoa; Chordata; Actinopteri; Perciformes; Gasterosteidae. Gene Ontology annotation, biological process: inositol metabolic process; inositol phosphate biosynthetic process. The record is from RefSeq and is a predicted model, not a curated record. Gene Ontology annotation, molecular function: 5-diphosphoinositol pentakisphosphate 1-kinase activity; inositol hexakisphosphate kinase activity.
AUUUUCAGAUGUCCAUCACCAGUGCGUCAGACUGGGGGGGGGAACAGAAGAAGAUUGGUUUCACAUGCAAACUGUCAAGAGCAAAAGGAAGCGAGCCAAUGGCAGCGUUACGAGUUUUCAUGCUACGCUGAGCGUCCGUCCCGAUGCACCGCAGGCCUGUCAUCAGAUAAGAUGUGAAUUACUCGAGCGGAGGAUGAGUGACACCACCAACGGCGUCAUCGCAGAGGACUGACCUCUCUCACACAGCCCGGUACCGCAUCCUGCCCCCUCCGCCCCCCCCCCCCCCGCGCACGCCUUCGCCCCUCCCGGCUUUGCCCUGCGGCCCGGGCGGAGUGGACACGUCCCUCUGGCCUGGCGUGCCUCCGGCGGCGUGUUGGGAGUCCGAUGGCGCGGUGGGACGCUGAGGGCCGCCGCGGGGGACUGUGAUGUCAGAGCCCGACAGCCCGGGCGAGAGCCGGCGUGGCGCUCCCAGAUUCUUCGUGGGCUACGAGGACGAUGAGAGCGAGGCCCCGGACGAAAGCAUGAGGACGGACAUGGAGCUGUAUGAGGACGACGAAGACACCGACUCGCCCCCGGAGCAACAGAUCGUGGUGGGGAUCUGCUGCAUGAUGAAGAAGUCCAAGUCCAAGCCGAUGACCCAGAUCCUGGAGAGGCUGUGCAAGUUUGAGUUCAUCACCGUGGUCAUCUUCCCCGAGGACGCCAUCCUCAACGAGCCCGUGGACAAAUGGCCUCUGUGUGACUGCCUCAUCUCCUUCCACUCCAAGGGGUUCCCUCUGGAUAAGGCCGUGAGCUACGCCAAACUGAGGAGCCCUCUGCUCCUCAACGACCUGAACAUGCAGUACUACAUCCAGGACAGGAGAGAGGUGUACCGCAUCCUGCAGGAGGAAGGCAUCGAUCUGCCGCGCUACGCCGUGCUGAACCGCGACCCAGAUAAACCAGACGCGUGUAACCUGGUGGAAGGAGAGGACCACGUGGAGGUCAACGGCGAGAUAUUCCAGAAACCUUUCGUGGAGAAGCCCGUCUGCGCCGAGGACCACAACGUCUACAUCUACUACCCCACCUCGGCUGGUGGUGGCAGCCAGCGGCUCUUCAGAAAGAUCGGCAGCCGCAGCAGCGUGUACUCCCCGGAGAGCAGCGUGAGGAAGACGGGCUCGUACAUCUACGAGGAGUUCAUGCCGACGGACGGCACGGACGUGAAGGUAUACACCGUGGGGCCCGACUACGCCCACGCUGAGGCUCGCAAGUCCCCCGCCCUGGACGGGAAGGUGGAGCGGGACAGCGAGGGGAAGGAGGUCCGCUACCCGGUCAUGCUCUCGGCCAUGGAGAAGCUGGUGGCCCGUAAGGUCUGCAUGGCCUUCAAGCAAACCGUGUGCGGCUUCGACCUCCUGCGAGCCAACGGGCACUCGUACGUGUGCGACGUCAACGGGUUCAGCUUCGUGAAGAACUCGAUGAAGUACUACGACGACUGUGCCAAGAUCCUCGGGAACAUCGUGAUGCGCGAGCUCGCUCCUCAGUUUCAGAUUCCCUGGUCCAUCCCGACGGAGGCCGAGGACAUCCCCAUUGUCCCCACUACGUCAGGGACCAUGAUGGAGCUGCGAUGUGUCAUCGCUGUCAUCCGACACGGAGACCGAACGCCUAAACAGAAGAUGAAGAUGGAAGUUCGAAACCCCAUGUUCUUUGAUCUAUUUGAAAAAUACGGAGGAUACAAAACUGGGAAAUUAAAGCUGAAGAAGCCCAAACAACUGCAGGAGGUGCUGGACAUCACGCGACAGUUGUUAGCAGAACUGGGACAGCACACCGACUGUGAGAUAGAAGAGAAGAAGUCCAAACUGGAGCAGCUGAAGACGGUUCUGGAGAUGUACGGCCAUUUCUCUGGGAUCAACAGAAAAGUGCAACUAACGUACCUGCCCCACGGGCAGCCCAAGACCUCCAGCGAGGAGGAAGACACGCGGAAGGAGGGUCCGUCUCUGCUGCUGGUGCUGAAGUGGGGGGGGGAGCUGACUCCUGCCGGCAGAGUCCAGGCGGAGGAGCUGGGGAGGGCCUUCCGCUGCAUGUACCCCGGCGGUCAGGGAGACUACGCUGGAUUCCCGGGCUGUGGGUUGCUGCGGUUACACAGCACCUACAGACACGAUCUGAAGAUCUACGCGUCGGACGAGGGCCGGGUGCAGAUGACGGCCGCGGCUUUCGCCAAGGGUCUGCUGGCUCUGGAGGGCGAGCUCACGCCCAUCCUGGUGCAGAUGGUGAAGAGCGCCAACAUGAACGGGCUGCUGGACAACGACAGCGACUCGCUGAGCAGCUGCCAGCACCGCGUGAAGGCCCGCCUCCACGACAUCCUGCAGAAGGACCGCGACUUCGCCGAGGACGACUUCGACAGGCUGGCUCCAACCGGCUCUGCCUCUCUGGUGAAUUCGAUGAAGAUCGUGGAGAACCCGGUGGCCACGUGCGACGAGGUCUACGCCCUCAUUCAGAGCCUCACCUCCCAGAUCCGCAGAAGGAUGGAGGACCCCAAGUCGGCCGACCUGCAGCUGUACCACAGCGAGACCCUGGAGCUGAUGCUGCAGCGCUGGUCCAAGCUGGAGAGAGACUUUCGCAUGAAGAACGGCCGCUACGACAUCAGCAAAAUACCGGACAUCUACGACUGCGUGAAGUAUGACGUCAUCCACAACGCCACGCUGGGCCUGGAGGACACGCUGGAGCUCUUCAGACUGUCCCGAGCUCUGGCCGACAUCGUCAUCCCACAGGAAUAUGGCAUAAAUAGAGUGGAGAAAUUGGACAUAGCAUACGCCCACUGCCUCCCACUGGUCAGAAAGAUCCAGCUGGACCUGCAGAGGACCCACGAGGACGAGUCCGUCAACAAGCUGCACCCGCUGUACUCUCGCGGAGUGAUGUCCCCCGGGCGCCACGUCCGGACUCGCUUGUAUUUCACCAGUGAGAGCCACGUCCACUCCCUGCUCAGCAUAUUCCGCUACGGAGGCCUGCUCGACGACGAGAAGGACCAGCAGUGGAAGCGGGCCAUGGAUUACCUCAGCGCCGUCUCCGAGCUCAACUACAUGACCCAGAUCGUCAUCAUGCUGUACGAGGACAACAACAAGGACAUCUCCUCCGAGGAGCGCUUCCACGUGGAGCUUCACUUCAGCCCCGGCGUGAAGGGCGUGGAGGAGGAGGAGAACGCGCCGACCGGCUUCGGCUUCCGGCCCGCUUCUGCAGAGGUAGAGCGGCAGAACGGGCAGAAACAGACAGACCCCGGCAGCUUGGAGGACCUCUCUCAAGACGAGACGGACCGCGCCGUGCCGCUGUCCGAGCCGAUUGCCAUCCAGAGGAGGUCCCCGCUCAUCCGCAACCACAAGACCGGAUCCAUGGAGGUUCUGUCAGAGACGUCGUCCUCUAAAGUCGGCAGCUACCGCCUCUUCUCGUUGUGCUCGCGUCAGUCCCCUGAGAUGAAACAGAGUGGAUUGGAGUUGUUGUCUAUGCCGGCAGUAAAACGAUUUUCUGUGUCGUUUGCAAAGUAUCCGACUAAUGGAACACAAGACGACGCCUCCACCAUAGCAGUGGCCCCACCCGUCUGGUGCACUGCAAAAGAGCCCCCGGAUGAGCGCCGUGUGGCCCAGUUGUUGAGGCCUUUCUCCACGGACCUCAGCCUGGGCCGCCACCUCUCUCUGGACGGGGCGCUGGCCCACCACCUCCACCAGUGCUCCUACCACCUCCGCCUCUUCCGAAACUGGCUCGUCUCCGGCCAAGACCCCCUAGAGUACCUCCACGGCUUCGAAGGCUGCUCCAUGGUGCCCUCCAUCUACCCUCUGGAGACGCUGCACAACUCGCUGUCGCUGAAGCAGGUCAACGAGUUCCUGACCGGCGUGUGCGAGAGCGCGGGCGACCCGCACGCCAGGACCACCAGAGCGCUGUCGGCCAUGUUCGACACACACAACCAGCCGUCGGUGGACUCGUACACCCCCCAGAGGGUCCUCUCGUCCUCCAUCGCGCUGCGAUCUCGACCCGACAGACCACCUUGGUACAGCAGCGGGCCGUCCAGCACGGUGUCGAGCGCCGGGCCGUCCUCCCCCACGGCCGACACCUCGCCGCGCUUCAGCUUCAGCGACAAGACCCCCCUCACCCCCCAGAGCAGCGAGGAGACUCACUCCUCUCAGAACGCCCCGCCGGCCCAGCCGCCGCCGCCGGCCCUCAACCCGCCGGCUACGGACCACCUCGCCGAGUUGCCCCCGACGGAGGACGGCCGCGGCGAGCUCGGCCCCGUUGACGGCGCGCAGGAGGGCCCCGGAGGCGGCGGCCUCGGACGCCGGCUCCAGGCCGCCGUGCGGCGCGCUGGCCGAGCUCUCCCUGGCCCGCAUGGAGGGCUACUCCCUCCCCGGCUCACUGCCCGUGCUGCUGGAGCUCAGAGAGAGCAGCAGCGAGGCGGGUUCCAGCUCGCAGACGCCACAGUCCCCCGACGGGCCCGACGAGUUCUUCGACACCCAGGAGUCCAUGGAGCUGUGGAUGGACGGUCCGGAGGGCCUCCCUCGCCCGGAGACGCCGCCAGAGGCGACGGGCGGGGCGGAGCCGUAGCGGGGUUUGGUGGGGGGGGGGGGGGCGUAGUCUGUUGUUGCCCCGGUUACGUCAUCCUCGUUAUCAACGCCGUGCUGUGAGGAGGAGCCUGAGGACCCAGCGGGUCAGCUGACCGUCUCACUAAGCUCCGUGUUCCAGAUUUCUAGAACAAGAUCGUUGCCUUUCAAAGAAAGAAUCGGUUCCAGGGAACCGCAUGUUCUCGACUUUUUGUUUUAGGGCCACAAGGGGGCAGAAAGGCCCCCGAGACCCCCGCGUUACACAUCCAGAACUACGAGCCAAAAGGGCAAACGGAGAGUUGUUGUUACAUCUCAUGUGUUUAAUUGAUCAGUGGACCUUUUUAAUCUGUUAAAUCUGUUGCAUCUUUUUUCUCUCCAGACUCUUACUUUGGAAAGCUGCAGGAGAGACGAGCAACAAGAGUUUUCUUACUUUGUUACAGGAUACGUGACUCUGACUCAGUGACACACAUGAUAUAUGAACAUGUAUCUGUGUGUGUUUUCUCUCCCUGGUUUGGUUCCCGUGUUUGUGAUUUCAAAACAAAAGUCUUCAUUGUUGCCGGUGAAACGUAACGAUUGUUCAGUUCGCUGCUUCCUUCAGCCUCGGUUUAAGAUUUAUCCUUAUCCAUCAGUUGAUGGAGAGAGAAACAAAUAUUUAUUUUGAAAUUACAUCUUUAAAAAUAUAAUCUAAAAGUCUGGUAUUUUUUAUACCCACAUCAGAUAUUUAAUUGCAAUAAAACUAUUGUGUAUUUUUUGUAAAAUCCCCUCACAAUGUGGGAAAGCACCUCACACUAAAUAUGGCUUUUAUUGUGGUAAGCGGUUAUGUAGCCGUGUCUGUGGGGGGGAACACGCUUGAGAAGCUGUUUUAUCCGUGUUACACUGCGACCUGCGUCUGUUCUCAUGCGUUUUGUUGCGUAAAAGAUCAAUUUGCUCAAAUUAUUAAAGAAAUUCAUAAAACAUUUGCUCACUUGCAAAGA